GUGACAGAAGUGGAGGAGGAUGACGACGACGACGAUGAUGAGCCAAUCUUUGUUGGGGAAAUCACAAGCUCGAAGCCAGCUACUACAUCUAUGGAAGAAUGACCUCAGUUCUUCUCUGGCUUGUAAGUAGUACCACCUGGCAGCAGUCAGGCUUCAGUUCCUUACCGGCGACAGGCGAGACACUGUGAACUCCACUUGGCUUAUCACUGCUUAGCUUGUACCCGAGAAAGCUCCUGUCUGAUCAGAUGAAAAACUGAUGACAAAUGGGAACUCACGUGUAGUUCUUAAUGUUUUUGAAAGUAUGCAGUGCAUUGCAUUUUCUUAACCUUUUCCUGACGGUGCAGUUACCAGUUUUUGUACAGACUUGUGUGGAUAACUUGAAGGAAAUAGUUAAAAACCCAACUUUGACCUGCUGGCACAGUGUCAUGUAGAAUCAAGUGCCCCUUCUGAUGUACUGGAGGAUUGUUUUGACUGAGAUGAAAAGUAAUUCACGCUUUGUUGCCUGUAUAAUUUCCUGCAACUGCUCGUUUUUCCUACAUUACUUCUCUUUCUUGCUUUCUUUUUCAUAAUGCUACAAACCUGUAAUUUGUUACUACUUUACAAUGUUACUCUGUGUGUCAGCUUUCUUCUGCUUCAGUGCUCUCUUACCUAAACAGGACAAAUAACACUUUGAUGGAAGAGGGAAAACGGCACAUCAGGUCUUUGAUGAAUCAGCUGAGUCAUGUAAAAGUAGUUUACAAUUUCAAAUAACUGACUUCCUGAAACGUUCUUUUUAAAAGCAGUAAAAUCUGCCUUUGUAUUUUAGGAUGUGAAUUGUGUACACAUCACUGUCUGACUAUACUUUGUGAGACAUAAUUUUUAGGAUAGCUUUUCUUUUGGAGGAAGAUGAUGCUUUCACUCUGGAAUUCAAAUGUGAGGUAUAGAUGUAUUAACAAUCACAAAAUGUGUGUGUUGAGCUAAAUCCUGAAUUAAUUUAAUCCUUGUUCAUAGUUACUGCUGUGUUGAAGUAAAAAUAGUAUUACUAUCAGGGGAUGAAAUUUUGUUCCAUCUUAAAGAAUGCAAACCUGUUUGAAUCUGUUGGUUGCAGCUGCUUUUUAUUAGUAUGAUCUAAAUGCAGGUGGCAGGUUGAGAGCUGUAAUCUGAGCUCCACUGCUGUUAAGUUUAUUUAUCAACUGGAAAAGUGUGUAAUAAAGAACUAUUGCUGGUGGAGACAGCCUUAAGGUUGUUAAACACAAUGUGUAGAUACUCUUAAGAUCUACUGUUUGAAAAGCCAAUGUAAUUUGACCCCGGUUUGAGAAGUAACUUCAAACCAUGGUGGUUAGGUACUGGAGAAUCAAUCCCAUUUCAUAUGCAUAUUUUCACAGGUCAGAACAAGAAACUUGUCAGCAACACUAAUGGAGAAUCUGGGAGUAGAAAAAUAUUUUGAUUUGAUGAAUAUUUUUGUAACUUUCUGGGAUGAUUGGAGACCCCAGACUAAGACAUAAAAAAUCGAGAAAUAUCAGUGGCAUUAGUUAGGGAGCGAACAUCAAAUUUGAAAAAUUCCCUGUGUUUUUGAUGAGCCAGAGCUCUGGACACAGAUUACCAUGCAGGAUAGAUAUAUUGAACAGAGUCAACCUCAGCUCACCACGAAGGGGGAUACAGAAUGGUGCACCCUGUAGAGGUGCAGUUCCUCCAUUCAAGACUGAGGGUCACCAUUACGCGAGCGCUGCCCCCAGCGCCGUGCCCAUCCCGUCGGUGUUCCAGACUGCCCCCAGACCCACCAGCAGCUCGGGAGCAGGGCAGCCCCUGGCUAUGGCAGGGAACGUGUCAGCAGCCUCACAAACACUGCAGAGACCUGUGGCUGGAUGUUUAUCAACACAGCAGCUGCCUGGGGCAAGUUCUGGAAUAACACAGCCUGUAACCAUUCCAGUGACAGCACAGCCAGCAUCAAGAAAUAUCCCAGUUCCUGCAGUGGCUCAGCCUGUGUCCAGGCCAGAGACUGGAACAGCACAGCCUGUGAUGCUCAAUCAGGAUUAUGUUAUGGAUUCUCUACCGGAUGCAGCAGAUAAUACAUCUGAUAUGCUGUUUGGUGUGAGGCAGAACUCAGGAGUUCCACAGUACCAGACUGGGCCAGCAGUGAAUGUAACAGGGACAAAUGCAUCGAGCACCAUUAAAAAUGGAGGACCUUUUCCACGAGCUUGUCCAAAGUGUAAUAUUCAUUUCAAUCUUAUGGAUCCCCUAAAAAAUCAUAUGAAGUAUUGUUGUCCAGAUAUGGUAAAUAACUUUUUCCCAGCAACGAUCAAAACAGAAUGUUUGAGCACAACAAGUAAGAUUGCUGAAUCUGAGAAAGGAAAAUUGAUUAUGUUAGUUAAUGACUUUUAUUAUGGGAAGGAUGAAGGUGACACCCAGCAGGUGCAACAGGAGCAGAAGACUCAUACGACAUUUAAGUGCAUCAGUUGUCUCAAAGUUCUUAAAAAUAACAUAAGGUUUAUGAACCACAUGAAACAUCACUUGGAGCUCGAGAAGCAAAGCAAUGAAAGUUGGGAAAGCCACACCACCUGCCAGCACUGUUACCGGCAGUUCCCCACCCCGUUCCAGCUGCAGUGCCACAUUGAGAGCACACACACACCUUACGAGUCAUCCACCAUUUGUAAAAUCUGUGAACUGUCCUUUGAAACAGAGCAAGUUCUUUUGCAACACAUGAAGGACAAUCACAAGCCAGGUGAAAUGCCAUAUGUUUGCCAGGUGUGCAGCUACAGAUCCUCAGCUUUUUCAGAUGUAGAAACACAUUUUAGAACAGUUCAUGAAAACACAAAACAUUUGCUAUGCCCAUUUUGCCUCAAAGUAAUCAAAAUUGGAGCACCAUAUAUGCAUCAUUACAUGAGGCAUCAGAAAAAGGGAGUGUACCGCUGCACUAAGUGCAGGCUGCAGUUUUUAACAUGCAAAGAGAAAAUGGAUCACAAGACUCAGCAUCACCGAACGUUUAGGAAACCCAAACAGUUAGAAGGCUUGCCUCCUGGGACAAAGGUGACUAUUCGAGCAUCUCUAGGAUCUCAUCAGUCAGGAUCAUCAGCUACAUCUUCUGUCAGUACAAGCAGUUCCACAUUUCAGUUAUCACCUAAAACUAAAGCCACAACCACUAAAAAUCAUAGCAAAUCUAAUACAAAUAAAUCCAGAGGAAAAUCAAAACAAACUACAUCAAAGAAACAAAAUGCAUGGACCAACAGCAAAAAAAAAAAGGAAGUUACAAAUAUAACAUUUCAUCAUCUAAGGUGUCGCUCGGGGCAUCACAAGUGCAUUGAGUGUUACUCAGAAAUCAAGGAUUUCGCCAGCCAUUUCCCUGCCUACGUCCACUGCAGUUUGUGCAGAUACAGCACCAGCUGUAGCAAAGCCUAUGUGAACCACAUGAUGAAUUUUCACAGUGCUCGUCCCAGUAAAAGAUUUUGGAUCUAUAAGAAGCAAUCAGAAGAUCUACGAGGCCUGACUGUGGUGUGUCUUAACUGUGAUUUCCUGGCUGAUGUUUCUGGCUUAGAUAGCAUGGCCACACAUCUGAGUGAGAGCCACACUCAUACUUGUCAAGUUAUUAUAGAGAAAGUUUCUGUAGAUAUCCCAACUGCUGCACAAGUAUCUGACAAACAAGAGCAUGACUCUUCAGAUGAAACAAUAAAAUGCAGUAGAAAUCCAACUAAAACAGUUGCAUCUGCUGAAAAGAAUGAAGAAGACGCAUCACUGUCAAAUACAGAAGAUGUUCCUAGUUUUGAACUCCCUGCCAACAGCUCAAAGAAGUCUUUGCAUGAGAAAAGAGCAUGUUGUGCUUCAGAUGACAAUAACAAACAGUUAGAUGAGAAACAAAAAGGUAUUCAUGAUGGAAGUGAGUUGAAAAGGUGCCAAAGUUCAGGUGAUGUUCUCCUGGAUGAGCAGACUGAAGUGCGGAGCUUGGAUGAAAGUACCCUGUCAGCGAUGAACGUGAGGGACCUGAAGCUGACCCUGGGGGAGGAUGUGAGUUUUGAGCAGUUCUUCAGGAAGAGAGAUGAACCUGAGUCUGUCAGUUCUGACAUCAGUGAACAGGGCAGUAUUCAUUUGGAGCCUUUGACUCCAUCAGAAGUACUAGAGCAUGAAGCUACUGAGAUCCUUCAGAAAGGUAAUGUCACACCUUCGUCAAAGAAAGCGGGACAGCUCACGGAACAGACAGAUGAGGUUUCUAAGGAAAGCAAUCCCAACAGAAUGGAGACAGCUGCAAACCAGACAGAUGAAAAUGAAGCAAGAUGAAAUUGUGUCUUUAUUGUUACAAACGGUGGUAGGAACACCAUGGACCAUUCCUGAUGAGUGUGCUUAUGGAUGCUAAAUAUUAAAAAAAGGGGGGAGGGGGGAGAGGGAGGCGAGAGAGACACCAAAGGGAAGUUUUGCAUAUGGAGAUAGCAUGUAUGUGUAUGUGUGAAUUAACUGAACUUACAGAAGGUAACAUGUUCGAGUAUACCUUCCUGUCUCUUGGAUGUGAUAUAUUAUUAGAUUGAUAUUUGAAAAGAGGUAUAAAUUCUAAUUUUUUUAUAGUUAACUGGCCCAGGAUAAGGUGAUUUGUUCGCCCAGAAAGUAUUUUUUUAAAUCCUUCAGUGUGAAUACCAUUGAACAGUAGAAUUGAGUAUGAACUGACUUCUGAUGCUGAAGUGGAGCACACUUGUAAUCAGGGCUGUUGGUCUGCUGAUAAUUUGGGUAAACAUAAACAUUGGGACUUGGUGUCACAUUCCUGUCUGUAAAAGCAUGUAAACGGAAUUAUAUGAAUCUGUGCACAUCUGUACAGGUAUAAUCCUGCCAGGCUGUAAGCUUACCUUAAUAAACUUUCAGUGAAAGUGGAAUUAUUACAAUAAAAAUAUAUAUUUGUGGGGUUUUCACUGUGCAGGCUGUGCAGAAAUACCGAACAUAGUUGUAUAAAGUAGAACAUAAUGCUGGAAGUACUGUAGCUGUUAGGCUUUUAUCAUUGGUUUUAUGAUUCUUAGCCAUAGACACAUAGGAAUGGUCUGUAAGUCACACCAAAGUAUGGUUUUAAUGUAAAAAUGGUAUUAAGCAAAAAUAAGGAAACCCCCAAACUGGAAACACCCCCUGGUGUGUGUUCCACCAUUUUACAGCUGCUACUGACUAAUUUACAGAUAGGACACAAGGGCAUAGAAGGUAGAAUUGUACAGUUCAAUUUCAGGACUUUUUGUAGUCUAAGUUAUGUACAGAAAGAUGGCUGCUGGUUUUGAUUUUUUUGAGAUUUUUUUUUUUUCCUUUGGUUUUGGAUAUUAUUUUUUUUUGUCUUCUAGUUAGCAGCAGGUAUAGGAAUGCAUCUGAUUAACGGUAGCUUGCUCUUAGGAUUUCGUUGCUCCAUUGGAAACAUUCAGAAUGUGCUUUUGACUUACAGUUUUGUUUCUAUGGAUGCUAAAUGUUUUGGACAACUGUUAAAGCACUGCUGUAAAUUAUUACUUUUCGAGUAAAUAUUUGCAACAAAAAUUUGUCUUUGUGCAUAAUUUUAUGCUCAGCUUGAAACUUUGACCAUAGUUCUCCUCCUGUUUUUAAUAAAGGUUUAGUGGCAGUUCCCCAAAAAAUAUGUAACUUCAAUAUUGUGAAUUUGAGGCAUAUGUUUGGUUGGGGGUUUUUUGUUGGUUCUUGUUUUGUUUAUAUAGAAUUAAAUGAGCAAGUGCCUUUGCAUAAACAUAUUUUUGUACCUGUGUAUUGUGGUAUGAUGUGUUAACCUUUACAGACUACCUCGAUAUUUUCAGGCCCAUCUGCUUGCAGCUGAAGUCCACUGUGUCCUCCUGAGUUAAUUGGGCUCUGCUGCUAAAUUAACAUUUAGAGACCAUCCAGCUCAUUGUUGGAGCCUUUAAAGAAGAUCAGUCUCAACAUCUCAAAGUUGCCUCAAACUCUAAGGAGUCCUAUGAUUUAAAUUUUGAAUUGCAUCUUAAUUUUCAUCCAUGCAGGUGUAGAAGACUAAUGAGGAGUGGAACAGUUUACAAAGUCACAGCUUUUCAAGAUCUGCCGCUUCAGGAACUUCAAAUACCAAGAUAGGGGAAAUGACUGAGAGCAAUAAGUUGCAUUGUUCUUUUGUUCUUUAAAGAUCUUGCUGAAGUUAUUAAGUAAUAGUUAGAUGAAGCAGUCUGAUGUCUUCAUGCUUUUACACAUGGAAGAUUAGUCAUUGUGGUGCUUUAUUUUAUACAGUUUAAAACACUUGAUCAGCUACAGACCUGGAUGUGUUUGUUACCAAAGCAUCUCUGCUUAAACCCAGGGAAAUCUCUGUAGUGUUUUGAAUCUGAUUGAUGAUCUUCCAUUCAAAUUAUCUAUUUUGAAUAAUGCUCUCAUUUGCGUUUUGGAAACGAUUGAGUUCGACUGGAACUAGUUGUACAGUACUUGCUUGUAAAUUCCUCACAUUCAUCUUCUAUUAUGCAAUUACAUUUUUAAAACAUUUACCAUUUUAAUAGUAAGACUUGGGAAGGAUUUGGCCUCAUGCUGCUGAGAAAAGUUGGAAAAUAAAACUCAGGUCUGCAUAUUUGGGGGAAGUACAUCCAUACCAUCUCAGUUACGUAGUAUGUAAGUCAUUGUUGGUUUCAAACCUUGAGAAUGCUUGUGCUAAAGGUAAUGGUAGGUACAAACCACUCAAAUGUCUACUGGUCCUUGUGAAGGAGGAGGUGAAAGAGAACUAGAUGGUUCCUGCAAGUGCAUCAGCUUUAAUAAAGCAGGGAAAGUAUAUCAUGAGAACACUGGCGUGGUAUUAUUGUGAAGGAGAAAAACUAACAUUUCUGACUGUUUAUGCUAUAUGAAGAUUUCUGCCAGCCAGGCAGAAAGGGACCUUGGAGUUUGGAUUGACAAGAGGCUGAACAUGAGCCAGUGUGCCCAGGUGGCCAAGAAGGUCAAUGGCAUCCUGACCUGGCUCAGGAACGACGUGGCAGCAGGAGCAGGGCAGUGAUCCUUCCCCUGUACUCAGCAUUGGUGAGGCCACACCUGGAGUGCUGUGUCCGGUUCUGGGCCCCUCAGCUCAGGAAGGACAUUGAGGUGCUGGAGCAGGUCCAGAGAAGAGCAACCAGGCUGGUGAAGGGACUGGAGCACAAGUCCUGUGAGGAGAAGCUGAGGGAGCUGGGGUUGUUUAGCCUGGAGAAGAGGAGGCGCAAGGGAGACCUCAUCACUCUCUACAACUACCUGAGAGGAGGUUGUAGCCAGGAGAGGGUCGGUCUCUUUUCCCAGGCAGUUAUCGGUAAGACAAGAGGGCACAUUCUCAAGCUCUGCCAGAGCAGGUUUAGGUUGCAUAUUAGAAGAAAUUCAUUACAGAGAGGGUAAUCAGGCACUGGAAUGGGCUGUCCCGGGAGGUGGUGAAUUCUCUGUCCCUGGAGGUGUUUAAGAAGAGACUGGAUGUGGCACUGAGUGCCAUGGUCCAGUAACUGUGGUAGUGGAUCAAAGGUUGGACUUGAUGAUCUCAGAGGUCCUUUCCAACCCAUCUGAUUCUAUGAUUUGCUGACUAGACACUGUAGGAGACUUCAUAAGUGUAAAGAUGAAUUUCUCUCAUGUUAUUUGGGAGGUUUCCCAGAGAUAAGCUGAAUUGAUACUUUUGGCUGAAGCCACUUUGGGGGAUCAAUUUACACUGAAAGCAUUUGUAGUUAAUUGAACAUAGUGCACAUGAUUCAGUUUGUUGUUUCUGAGUCAUUUAAAAGUUGUUUUUCCACCCAGGCAUCAGUAGUUCUGUGCCAUGUCUCUUUCUUGACUUAAAAAACCAGUUUUACUCCAGUUUUCCUUGCCUUACCAAAAAACAGUCAGUUAAGUUAAUUCUUGGUGUCCAUAGCAGAAUCAACCUUUCCCCUCAUCUCAGGGGUUUUAUCAUAUUUUCUUGAAUAAUCAUUGCAGAUUGUUUAUAUUUGUUUAUUUUUAAGGAAGUCAUGUGCCAUGUGUGUGCUGUCUGCAUUAUUGAGAUUUAAUGGAAAACUGCUGUCAUUAUUAGCUCUUGGUCAGUGAGUGUUCAGUCACUUGGAUCUUCCUGCAGUACAGUUUGAGAGAGAAACUUUGGCUGACCUGUGGUUCAGAUUUUCUUAAACAGAGUGGAUGAGUAAACCCAGAAAAAAAAUCCAGUUGUAGCACAUAGUGAAUUCCAUGUAUUUUAAAUGAGUUUUUAUAACAAAACUAUGUUCACUUUUCUCUUCCUGGGGCAGAGAAAGAAGAACGCUGGGCAAUGUGUUAAAUCUCCUUUCCAUGCUGCUUUACUGCUUGAAGGAGUCAGAAACUGAAGGUCAGGGUAAAGAAUCUUGACUAACACAUUCUGCAAAACCUUAAAUAAAAGAUCUUAAAGCUUUUCUGCAGGCAUUAAGCUUUGUAAUUUAUAUGCUGCCAUGUAGAAAGCAGUUAUUUUUUUUAUGUUGUAGGAUAUACUACUACUCCGCCAAAGAUUGUGGCCAUAGGCUGUCACAGCAAUUUUGCUGCAGACUCCUUAGAAAUGUUGAUGUAGGGGAAGUUUUAUACCUCGUUGUUCUCUUUGUUUUCAUUAGUGUUGAUUUUUCAGGCUUGUGAACUUAUUUUGUCUAGUUGCAUCCUGUAUUUUUUUGAUGUGUGCUUAUUACACCCCUAAUAAAAUAAAAAAAUUGGUAAGUAUGUUUCAUGAUUACUUUGCUUUUAAUAGAACAUUUGCUCCAGUUUUAAUGUAGUUCAGAAGGACAGUUCAUAGUUGUUCGAUGAAGCCCAAUGUGUUGUCUCUUUUGAAUAUUGUAUUUUUAUGCAUAAUUUUGACUCUAAUUUUUCCCCAUUAAUUCAGUGCUGAAAGGGAAGGUAUGAUGACUGAUAUUUCAUAUUAGUUUACAGACAUUAUACAAAAGUUGUUUGCUGUGUUCCUUUGAGUUUUGGAUCACUGUUCUAGCUCUAAGACAAGUAAUUAAAAUUUUGUGUUCUGUCAUUUCUUUGACCCAAAUUAACCUUGUGAAGUUGAUGCUUCCUUUUUUGCACCUGAAAUUACAAAAAAAAAAAAAAAAAAAAAAAAAAACAAAAAAACAAAACAAAACAAAAAGUUGAAAACGUUUACCUGUGAAACACUCUUCAUUUGAGGGGGAUGAAUGUAUUUGUUGUGCCUGCAAGGUGCUAUAAAGCUGAUGCGUUUAUUGAUGUAAAAACAUGCCGGGUUUGUUGAGGUUUUCUUUACUGUUCAAGCCAUUAUGUCAGAGUGACUGAAGUUCUUCUGACAACCACAAGGAUAACUGUGAUUUUAUGUGUAUAUCUGCAUUUAAGUUUGGGCAAAUUUAUCUUCAUAUUAAGAAAACUGAAUGCUCAGAUUACAUGUGUGGGCUGUAACAAUGCCAAAUAAGAUGAAAUCCAUGUUCAGCAAUGGUAACUUGUCAGCAACCAAGUCUCCAUUUCUAAGUGAUUUUUAAGCAACAUUUGUAAAUUAUUCCGUACAAAUCUAAUGUAAAUAAACUGCAUUUCUUAUUUUGGUUCACUAAA
Molecule: messenger RNA, 9423 nt
Organism: Myiozetetes cayanensis
Lineage: Eukaryota; Metazoa; Chordata; Aves; Passeriformes; Tyrannidae
Gene: ZNF280D
Product: zinc finger protein 280D
Exons: 17
Coding region: 1555-4248 (897 amino acids)
Biological process (GO): regulation of DNA-templated transcription
Molecular function (GO): RNA polymerase II cis-regulatory region sequence-specific DNA binding; DNA-binding transcription factor activity, RNA polymerase II-specific
Source: RefSeq, a predicted model, not a curated record